GGCCGCGUUCUUUCCCAGCCUCCUGCCCCUCACGGCCCGCAACAAUGGCUGUGAGGUGGGAGUGGGCGUCACAAUGGGCGAGAAAAUGUGGGCAGAGGCAGAAAGAUGGGCGCCCUGUCCACGGCGGCAGCAGGCGGCGCUCCGGGGAAGCGCAAGAAGUUUGCCGCCCGCGAUCCCGGACUAUGGUUGGCGGUGGCUUUCGCUCUGGGCCAGUGGACGCGGAUGGCAUCUUGUUCUUCAACAGUCGAUAGCACAACUGAUGAAGAAGGUUCCUCACCAACAGAACUCAUUGUGGGGAUUGGGGCAGAUGCAAAGCUUCCAUGCACAUUCAGGUCAUCAGAGGAAAUCACCAGUGCAACAUCUGUUACGUGGAGCUUUCAACCAGAGGGAUCAAAGGCUCGUCCCAUACCAUUUUUCUAUUACUCAAAUGGGAGGGAAUAUAAUGGAAAGAAUACACAAUUCAAUGGCCGAAGUACCUGGGAUGGAGAUUUUUAUAGAAAGGAUGCAUCCAUCAAGGUAGGAAACAUGCAACCUAUAGACAAUGGCACUUACUUCUGUGAUGUUAAGAACCCACCAGACAUAGUCACUGAGCCAGAGCAAGUUGAAGUUAGAGUUUUGGAGAUAGAGAAAAUAUUGGGCCCUGGAAGAGCAGCACCAACCCUUGCAAGUACCACAGCGGCAACGGCAACGGCAACCACAGCCUCUGGAAACAUUUCACUUAAUGGAGUAUCAUUUUGGCUACUUGUCCUUCAAUUCUGCUGCAUUCUAGCAUCUUUUCAAAGCUAUUUGUUCUGAAAAUAAAGUACACUUCUUAAGAUUA
This is a messenger RNA of Podarcis raffonei (Aeolian wall lizard), 820 nucleotides long. RefSeq names its product myelin protein zero-like protein 1. Bases 106 to 795 code for a protein of 229 amino acids. Gene Ontology annotation, cellular component: membrane; cell surface; focal adhesion. The record is from RefSeq and is a predicted model, not a curated record. The transcript is spliced from 3 exons. NCBI's taxonomy places the organism in Eukaryota, Metazoa, Chordata, Lepidosauria, Squamata, Lacertidae.